Messenger RNA from Alligator sinensis (Chinese alligator), 2643 nucleotides. RefSeq names its product pleckstrin homology and FYVE domain containing 2 (gene PLEKHF2). Gene Ontology annotation, molecular function: phosphatidylinositol binding; metal ion binding. The record is from RefSeq and is a predicted model, not a curated record. Bases 339 to 1091 code for a protein of 250 amino acids. NCBI's taxonomy places the organism in Eukaryota, Metazoa, Chordata, Crocodylia, Alligatoridae. The transcript is spliced from 2 exons.
CGGUCCCUCGCCGUCCUCUUCUGGUCCCGGGCCCGGCAGCGGCGAUGGGGAGCCGUGGCCUGCAGCUCCCCGUGCCCAACCCCCGGCCGUACUGAGCAGCCCGGCUGCUGACUCUGCGUCCCCGCUUUGUGCGGUCUGUAGCCCGGGACAGGCCGGGCUGGAGGAGUCGCAGCAGGAGCAAACUCCUGGUGGCUGGGGUGGGUCGGGCCCGGCCCGGGGUGGCGGAGCCCCGCGCUGCCGGGCGGGCGGCGGGAAACGCCUUCACUCGAGGUCGGGCUGAACGGAUGAGCUGGGAACAUUUCCAACAGACCCGAGUAACGUGAGGGUACUUAUAAAAGAUGGUUGAUCGCUUGGCAAACAGUGAAGCAAAUACCAGACGAAUAAGCAUAGUAGAAAAUUGUUUUGGAGCAGCUGGUCAACCUUUGACUAUUCCUGGUCGUGUUCUGAUUGGAGAAGGUGUGUUAACAAAGCUGUGCAGGAAAAAACCCAAAGCAAGACAGUUUUUCUUAUUCAAUGAUAUUCUUGUGUAUGGAAACAUUGUCAUCCAGAAGAAAAAAUACAACAAACAACACAUAAUACCAUUGGAAAAUGUCACUAUUGAUUCUAUCCAAGAUGAGGGGGACCUACGCAAUGGGUGGCUUAUCAAGACACCAACUAAGUCUUUUGCUGUUUAUGCUGCCACUGCAACAGAGAAGUCUGAAUGGAUGAACCACAUCAAUAAGUGUGUGUCUGAUUUGCUUUCCAAAAGUGGAAAGACUCCCAGUAACGAACAUGCAGCUGUUUGGGUACCUGACUCAGAGGCCACUGUGUGUAUGCGUUGUCAGAAAGCAAAAUUUACACCUGUAAACCGUCGUCAUCACUGUCGCAAAUGUGGUUUUGUUGUUUGUGGGCCAUGUUCUGAAAAGAGGUUUCUUCUCCCAAGCCAGUCCUCCAAGCCUGUACGAAUUUGCGACUUCUGCUAUGAUCUUCUUUCUAGUGGGGAGAUGACUACUUGUCAUCCCACUAGAUCAGACUCCUACAGCCAGUCACCUAAAUCCCCUUUAAAUGAUGUAUCUGAUGAUGACGACGACGAUGAUGACAGCAGUGAUUAAGGACCAAAAAAGCUUUUCCAUUGUGUUACAAUUGGUGUUUUAAACCAUAAAGAGCUGCUUUUCAGGAAACCUAUAGUCGGAGUUCUCUCAAAAUUCUGUUCUAGCCAUAAAAUUUGCCUGAGUAUCUUCAACUACAGUGUGCCUCCAAUACAUGAAUUUUCUAGACAAUGUUUUUCACUAUUCUGCAGGGAUAGACUGUUGCAAAUGUAUCAGAUUUUUUCCAUCUUAUACUUGAGUUAUGUCUAGAUUAGACUUUUGUGGAAGUUUGGAAAAUUAAGCAUAUCUUUUAUUUAACAACAUGCAUCCUUAUUUUGAUAGUGAUACCUUAUUUCUGUGUGGUUGGGAUUUUUUUGGAAGGUGGGAUUAAAAUGUGCAUGAAACAGUGAUAAAUCUUUUGGUAAAUUCCAGCAAAUGAUUAAGUUUUUCUAACCAUGCUUGGGUAAUGAUGAAUUGACUGAACAUAUUGAGACAUAACUGUCUACUUGAAUUUGGAAAUCUUUUGGUUUUUUGUUUAUGAUGACUUUGUAUACCAAGCAGUGCCUUGUAACAAUUGUGCUGAUUCAGGAAGAAACAAACCUGCUGCAUGCUGUCUGAAUUUGCAUGACAGUUAUCUGAAAUAAUUAUUGGUGCUAUUAAAAACAAUUGCUGUGUGCUUAAAAUAGGAUAUUGAAAAGAGCACAAAGGUGGACAUGGCAGUGGAUGACUGAGAUCUGAAUUGCAGUCUGAUUUUUCUUUUUGCAGGGAGACCCCAAGCUCUCAUGCAAAUUAAUGGGAUUUCAUUCACGCUCAUCACAUCGCAGGGUUGGGAUCUGGAUUGUAAAUUCAGCAUGUUCUUCACAGGGAUAUUUGGAUUUUUUUAAAGAGUCUUUUGAAGAGCUGUAUUUUAAGAGGUAUCAAGUAAUAGUUGGUAAAUGUGUAGCUUAAUUUGGAUUAUGAAGGUGGUGUAGCAUAUUUCCUUGGAAAGUUACAGUUUUGAAAUUGCUUCCCAAACACAACACUAACUUUUUUUUAUUGCUAGCCAGUGGCAUUUUUUUAGAUAAAGCUUAGAAUUUUAUUUUUUAAAUAAGCCACUGUAGAUUUCCAGCCAACAAUCUGCAGAGACCCUAGCAAAAAUGUCCCUCCUUUAUACACAGCUGACCUCGAGAUAAGUGGAAUGCAAAUUAGUUCAUUUUAAAUGGUAUACCCAGGACCAUGAACACUGUAACUAAGUUAUAAAAUGGUCAGUGCAGAAAAUGUCUCUAACAGUAUUCACUUUACUUUUUAAUAAGUCCUUACCCUGUUCCUAUAUAUAUGUAAAAGUUUAGCUUUUUGAAGAUCUGUAAAACUCAAACAUAUGUUGACAUUUCUAUAUUUUUAUAAUAGUAGUAAUCAAUUCUGAUGUGGAAAAAACCCUCUGAAGUUGUAUGGAGAUAUAAUAUCAACUGAUUUUAUAAAAACAUGAUUGUUGAAUUUGUAUGUAGAUCUUUGUUUAUAAAGUGACAAUUUCUGCACUGUUUGCCUUGACUGGCAAUAAUUGGGUUAAGUAUUUAUUGAAUAAACAAUCCAUGCCGCA